Lineus longissimus is the source of this 6151-nucleotide messenger RNA. RefSeq names its product Na(+)/H(+) exchanger beta-like. The transcript has 22 exons. Gene Ontology annotation, cellular component: plasma membrane. Gene Ontology annotation, biological process: sodium ion import across plasma membrane; proton transmembrane transport; regulation of intracellular pH. The record is from RefSeq and is a predicted model, not a curated record. NCBI's taxonomy places the organism in Eukaryota, Metazoa, Nemertea, Pilidiophora, Heteronemertea, Lineidae. Gene Ontology annotation, molecular function: sodium:proton antiporter activity; potassium:proton antiporter activity. The coding region runs from base 329 to 2686 and encodes 785 amino acids.
CGUUGUGUCAAUAGCUUCACUUGGUUUAACGCCAGUAGUCUCGUCAACUGACGUCGUACCACCAGGAGGCAUAUCUCACCAGAUUAUGCUGAUAAAGGAAAGCAAUCUACAAAGCAAUGGUCUUUUGGACUGGAUAUUGAUAUAGAACUGCCAGUCAUUCAUAUGUGUGAUGUGCAAUGAUCCAGAAAUUACAUUUGGAUCGAAUUUAUGAAGACACCAUAGGCCUAUAACAUGGAUAACAAUGUACAAACACCAACACGUUAUGAAACCACGACAAACCAUGAUGUAUAACAAAAAGCAAGGGAGGUAGUUCAUUGGUAGUAGCAAUAUGAGAUUUAAUUGGUUCAGGCAUUUCACGACGUCAAUCGUCAUAAUUUUGAACUUUGACUUAUUGGCUGUUUGCGGAAGUGACGUAACCGGGACAGAAAAUGUGACAGAACACGACGUGUCCGUCCACGUGGCUGGAUGGAAUUUUGCUUACGUGGAAUUACCGCUGCUAGUUUGCCUUUUCUUAUUUGGCUGUGCCAUUAGUAAAAUAAUCUAUCACCAUGCCAACUUCCUUGCCUCUUGGAUACCAGAAUCAUGUAUCCUUAUUCUGCUAGGUGUCAUAACCGGUGUCAUAUUUUUUUUGACUGAACACGAUGAGCUCAAUCGUGUCUUCACCCCAACAACAUUCUUUCUUUACCUGCUUCCGCCAAUCAUUUUAGAAUCAGCCUACAGUCUACAUGACCGUACAUUUGUCGACAACCUUGGUAGCAUCCUGUUGUUUGCUGUCGUGGGUACGGUCCUUAAUUGGGCCAUCAUCGGCCCAGCGUUGUAUAGUCUCUCACUGUCUGGUGCCAUGGGUGAGAUUAACAUAGGGCUCGUCCAAUGCCUCACGUUCAGUGCCUUGAUAGUUGCUGUUGAUCCAGUUGCCGUUAUAGCCAUUUUCCAAGAUAUUGGUGUCAACAAUAUGCUUUAUUUUCUCGUGUUUGGAGAAUCUCUUUUAAACGAUGCUGUCACCGUUGUGUUGUACAACAUGAUGAACACUUUCGUGCAGAUGGAUUCUAUACCCCUGGCUGAGAUUGGGAAAGGCUUUGCAUCCUUCUUCACAGUCAGUCUUGGUGGGCUUGUAAUUGGUCUCAUCUUCGGUUUGGUGACUGCUUUUCUGCUAAAAUUCACGUCGGACGUGAGAGUUGUGGAGCCUUUGUUUGUCUUCAUAUUAGCUUAUCUAAGCUAUCUUGUUGCCGAGCUGUUCCACUUAUCAGCAUUGAUAAGUUUGAUUGCCUGUGGUAUCAUGCAAGCUCAAUACGCAUUCCAUAACAUUUCACACAAGUCGUAUACCACCGUCAAAUAUUUCAUCAAAAUGAUGAGCGCCAUAAGCGAAGCUGUGAUAUUUCUUUUUCUGGGGAUGGCUCUGGUUAAGGCUGACCAUGAGUGGCAUACUGGGUUCGUCCUAUGGACGCUGCUGAUUAUAUUCAUCGUCAGAUUCUUUAGUGUUUUUUUGUUGACCUUCAUCGCCAACAGUUACAAAGGCAGAAUGAGGAAAAUCAAUCCGCACGAACAGUUCAUAAUGGCGUAUGGCGGUCUUCGAGGUGCUGUGUCGUUUUCCCUAGCAGCUAUGUUACCAAGCGGUAAAGCGUUUCUACCACAAAGGGACCUUUUCCUCACCACCACACUUGUAGUUGUCCUCUGCACCGUAUUCAUACAGGGCAUUACUGUGAAGCCACUUGUCCAACUGCUGAAGAUAAAAAAAGCAAACAUAGGCUGUCUCAGCGUAUCACAGGAGGUCCAUACUCAUGUCCAAGACCACAUGAUGGCCGGUAUUGAAGAAAUCAUAGGUCGGCGAGGAAACAACUUCUGGAGGACGUUUCUAGACCAUGUGGACGAGAAGUAUCUGAAGUCGUGGUUACAGAGGGAACCCAUGAGGAAGGUCGAUAAGAUCAUGGCAACCUAUGAAAAGAUUGCACUAAAACAACACUUCGCAAGCUUACCCGGGUCGAAGGUGGCUAAUGAUUUCUACAUCCAACAGCAGGAGAAAAAGAAGGAGAAAAUUUGCCAAGCUAUCGCAGGUGCCAAUCCGCCGGAGUUUGCAGGAGAUGAUGGUACUCCAUUCAGACCGCGGGCCAAGACCAUUGGCCAUGCGCCAGCAACAGAGAAAACACCAAUGAUCAGGAGAAGAUCACGAAUUGGGCGGCACCCCCGGUCCUAUUCGACGAGGAGGUCAGCUCCUGCAGAAGAACCAAUCGAUAAAGAUGAACUUAGGAAGAUAUUAUCAUGGAGGCCCGCUGCAGACCUUCAUCAGACAUUUGAUCGUAACCUGUACAGCGAAGACGACCAGGACUUGGAACAGCAGCUUCGGUACAAGCGCAUGCUCGCCUCCUGGGCGCUGCGAUCAUACAGCACCACACAGGCACCAGAGGAAGACUCCUACCCCAACAACAGUAACCAGGAACGGAAUCCCCGCUCAAGGAAUCGUGGGGCACCAAAACCUGCCCUCUUCAGGAUGAACACCAUGCCUACGCAGGACAACAACCAGACAAAUCGCUCAAUACACCCGAGGUCGAUGUCAGUUGAUGUCGCGCCUGCGUUCGAGAUGGACUACUUGGGAACGGUUGAGGACAAUGGUAAUGUGAACGAGGGGUGUGUGUUUUCAGCUAUUGCUGAAGAAAAUGAGGCUGAGACUAGUAUCGAUGUAAAAUUGUGAUAUUUACAUCAUAUUAAAGACUAUUUUUUUAAAACACUUUCAUUAAGCUUGAUCCCAAGAUAUAUUGUAGCUGCAUGGCCGACACCGUUCGUUAAAUAUUUGAAAUUUGUAAUUGAAUUUGAAAAUUUUCAAUAGCGUAAAUACGCACUUAAUACGUACUAAAUAUGAAUUUCCUCAUUGCCGUUGUGUAGAUAUACAAAUACUGUAAAUAGCAAGUUUGAAUUCGUAUUACAUAAUAACUACUGCCUUUCCGUUUUUCCUGGACGACCAGUAGUUGCGAACGGCGUACCUCUUUAAGAGAAAAUCAGGGCUUGCGAUGUGUUGCUUUUCAUACGGAAUUGGGCUCAGCCGGAGACCGAUCGCGAUUACUCUAAACAGGAUCACUGAAAACCAUUAAAACUGAAUACAGUUUGCGCUUAGUGUGUAGAGUGCACGUACGAUUAUCUGAAAUUGGCAAAUGCUAAGUCCGAAAUCGCCUGCAAACAUACGAAUGAUAAUUAAGUUGCUAGAGAUCAUCAUUGAGUAAUCAUACGUUGGUAGAGCAUGAUGGCCAUCAUAUAACCCCAGGAUGGGAGAAAUGAAGUUCGGGACAAAUAAUGUUCGCCAGCUAGGUGGUAAGGAUUUUGAAAUCUUGAAAUCUUUUGUCGACUUGAUCUUCUAAAAGUUAUCCGGAAGGAUCGCCAGAUCUACUUUGUCAUUUAAAUAAAUAAACAUCUUGGAAUUAUCGGGAGGUCAACUUACCCAUCUCCUUUCUCAAUAUCUUCAAAUGUCUGGUUGAGGACGGUGAUUUUGGUCGAUUGUCCGCCAUUUUUACCGGCUGAUAUUGUUGCCAGCUACGUAUGCUUUGGUAUCUUACGUGUGCUAUGAUAUUCAUCAUACGGGGUGGUUGUAAAAUACAUGUACGUACAUGUAUUUGGAAUGGCGGUAAUUCAUAAUUUAUUGUAUAUGAAUAUUGCGGAGGACAAUGAUAUUGUAUGAUUUUUUUAUCUCUGACCUGCUUUCUUUCGGGUGGGCUUAUAAAAACAAUUUCUAAUACAAUUGCAAACACUUCGACUUGCAAAUGUUGUAAACAUUGUAUGUCAGGUAUCGAUAUCAUCUACGAAGGUAGAUGUAUAUACAUGUAUACUUUAUAUACUGUAUGUAGUUUCAGGAGUUCAGGUCAUUUUUCUCUUGUGGUGAGAAAACCAAAAUGUAAUGGUCGAAAAAUGCAAUGAUUUCGCCAAAAAAGUGUGCCGAAGGUUCGGUGUUAACUGUCAACUAUGACUAUCCUGGUUUUUUUUGCCUUGUCGGCAUAUUCAGUAAGAAGAUACUAUUGGUAAGGAAAAGACUAGGAGUGGUCGAGGAUGGGAUUAAAGGGAAGGGCCCGCCACAAAAUGGGGAGUUUUGGACGGCCCGGUCAAAACCUUAGGCGGGAAUAAGGUUUCAUUGAUAAAUAUAAGGAGUUUCAAGGACCCCAAAACACUUGCAAGGUUUAAGAAAUACUGGUCUGUCAUUGGUUCAUGUUUUCUUAUCAUCAACAUACUCUCAUCUUGAAAAAUAAGACAAUAUUUACGACCAAUGCGACCAAUUUUUACAUUAAUUUUGCAACAUUAUCGUUAACGCGCCCCUUACAGAUUCGUAAGGUACUACAUGUACAUGUAUUUGGAUGUUUUGCGACAAACUGCUUAGUCUAGUUUCUUCGCUUGCGUAUAAACGAAUAAGUUACACUGCCGUUCCUUACUGUUGGAAUCGAAGGAGAGAGGAUAGGCCUACUAUAUUCAUCUGAUGUUGCUAAGUUCUUUUUUGGAGUCUUCAAGGCCAAGCCUUCCGCUGCCAAACACAGUAGGCUAUCCCGAUGAAAACUGAUGCGCCCGGGUAUGUGUAACGUUACUCAUGAAAGCAUACAUCACAUACACGGCGUUUUGUCUGGUAUCGCUAUAUAUAUCAUGUUCGUAUCGUAAUCAGUCCUCUUUCUAAGGUUAUUUGGUUUCCAUGGUUUCCACGUCCCCACCCGACUCAAAGUCCAUAUAUAUGUACUGCUAUUCUUUGCAUUCUCCAUCUUUUCUGUGCUAAAACAUCACUUCUAUUACUAUUGACGAUGUAACAUGUCCUAACUGCAUUCCGCUAUCAUCGCCGAUUUUAUUUAUAUACCAGAAGACUGGCCUCUGUGUAGCCGAUUAUGUAACACAUAGUGGAAACAGCUGACAGCACCCAGGGGAUCCACGUGCUACUCGCGAAUUUUCAACUCGUAGUAAACAAAAAGUUGUAAAGUUAUGUAAAUAAGCUUCCUUAUAUGGAACUAGUGACGUCACACAGUAGUUUGUAAUUUCGCUACAAAUGUCACUACUGCUCUCGGUUGUAAGACGAUUCAAUCUCUUUAAGUGGGUAUUGAAAAAAUUAUGUAAGGUAUAAUAUAAUUUUUUUAUUAUAGCCUACUCAAGAUAUAGCAAUUUUACUAACCUUACUUGAUAUCAUAUAUAAACAUCUCAACAAAUUGUCGUAAUUGUACAUGUAAUGUAAUGUAAAUAUGCAUUUAUAUAGCACACGUUCCAGGUCGUAAUGAUUUGCUCACAUGCGCUUUAGGCUGAAGUUACAUAGACCUCACGUUUCAUCGACUCACGACUCAUUUGUCACUUGUCAUUCGUGACCAGAUGAAUGGACAUUGGAAAACCUAUUGACCUGUUCUCAUUGAAGUGAAUUUUGUAAGUUUUGCCCGCAUUCGUCGUCUCACGUCAUUUCAUGUCAUUUCACGAGUGAGGCGAUGAAUGGACAUGUUCAUUCUUUGUGAAAUGAGCUGGCAAAGAAAGUGGACGUCCAUGUGCAUUUGUAGUGAUAUCGCCUUCGAGUAUAGCUACUUUUCGGCAUUUUCAUUAGUUUACACAUUAAUACAAUAGCUAAUUUCGAUUGGAAAUGAGAAACAAUAACAAAAAUGCAGCACUUUUAUGUACCACAUUGUUCUCGUCCGUCGCCUCCGCUUUCGUUUUCUAUUCUCCAUCAGGAGCAGCAUGGCUGCCAGCUCUUCUUCUUCUGAGUCCUUGUGCGUCGCCGAGAAAAUCCAAGUGACAAAUGAACGAGCGAAAAGUGAUCUGUAUGUAAACCGCCGCGGUCACUCGUGACAAAUGAGGAGUGACACGUGAAAAUGAGCCGUGAGUCGAUGAAAAAUGUGGCGUGAGUAGCUCAUUCCUAUGUAACAUCAGCCUAACCAUUGACCCAUAUGCCCGGGUGAAAAGCACAGUCUAUAGUUGUCUCCCCUUUAUGGGUUGGUUUGUGACGUUUAGGGAGAAUAAUCCUCCUAACUUUGCAAUCCAACGUGGUAAUCCAUGGGUGAUUGGUGGUGAUCACAGUAUUGCGUAACUGGAUUAGGCGGUCUCUGGUGUACACAAUGUUCUGCAUUGUUGGUUAUUUUGAAUAAACACCGGAGUGUAUGUCUUGUACAACCACAAUACAUGUAUAUAGUAAAGCUAUAAAAGUGCAACCAUAAAAUGA